Esox lucius (northern pike) is the source of this 1044-nucleotide messenger RNA. Its product is annotated as GLIPR1-like protein 1. Bases 73 to 945 code for a protein of 290 amino acids. Gene Ontology annotation, cellular component: extracellular region. The record is from RefSeq and is a predicted model, not a curated record. Lineage: Eukaryota; Metazoa; Chordata; Actinopteri; Esociformes; Esocidae. The transcript has 6 exons.
UAAGACAGCUGCAUUACUGCGGAAUGAUGUGAGACAUCUGGUGCCUGUUCUAGUGCAAUAAGUACAAGAAGCAUGCGGCUGCCCCAUUUGCAGGGAUUUCUGCUGGUUGUGAUAUGCCUGGGCUCAUAUUUCGGAUCCUCAGAGAACAGCCCGUUUCCUGACAUCACUGACGAGAAGUUCAUCAAUGACUGUGUGAGGAUACACAACGACAACCGUUCCUCUGUGAAUCCACCAGCCAGUAACAUGCUCUACAUGACGUGGGAUGAGGGCUUGGCCAUCACGGCAAGAGCCUGGGCAAGGCACUGUGUCUUUGAGCACAACAUCUACCUGAGAGAUGUCAGACGGGUCCACCCGGUCUUCUCCUCCGUGGGAGAGAACAUCUGGGCAGGAGCUCCACCCUCCACGUUCUCCGUAAUGAAAGCCAUGCGCCUGUGGGUCAAUGAAGACCAAUAUUACAAAUAUGAAAGCAACGUGUGUCAACAAGGAAAAAUGUGUGGACACUACACACAGGUUGUUUGGGCAACGAGCUACAAGGUUGGUUGCGCUGUCCAAAUAUGCCCGAAUGGCAUCGACAAGACUACUUUUUCUGGACAAAUAGGAGCCAUAUUUGUUUGCAACUAUGCCACUGCGGGGAACAUGAAUGGGUUGUUACCAUACCAAACGGGGACAGCAUGCAGUGCUUGUGAGGGUACAAACAAUCAAUGCCAGGCCAAGCUCUGCCGUGAUCUAAAGCGAGACCAACUGAAAAGUUACAGUUGGACCCCUGACUGGGACCCUGUCCGGGCUACCAGGGACCCCUCUCUGGCAACAGAGGACCCCAACCUGACCACCUGUGGUUCCUCCUGCAUUGCCAUAUUGGCCCUUCGGAUCGCGGCUCUUCUCCUUACCUUUGUCAUAGCCUUAAAAGUGCACAGAUUUUACCCAAGCAUCUUUUUCUACGAGUAGCUCAGAUGUUUUAAUGAUCAAUUGCCCUUACUUCAUGGUGUCUUUUUCAAACUGCUGUCAACCAAAUUCCCAUUAAAUAAUUGAUGUUCUGCUACUACC